AUGCAAUUUCUUGGUUUCAGCUGCAAAUGGAAACAAGUCCCUAAAAUAGAAGCGAGCGACGACGACGCCGAAUUCGGUCAAAUCAAUCUCGGCACAAACAUCGAGACAUUUUUCAUCAAGUUUUACACAUUAAACAAAGGAGGGCAAGAGGAAGGAACCGGGAAAGAAGUCGUUUGCCAAUUGGAUUGUUUUGUCGACGUUCCGCUCAGCGAGGCUCAACAAUGCCUGGAUAUCAUUACGGACUCUCGCAUUUUGUUGCAAAAGGUUCAAAUCGAAAUCCACACCGUCGAUGCGAAAUAUAAAUGCAAAAUUGAGGAGGUUUUUGAUGUCUAUUUCAAUCGGCGACAAAUGUGCGCGCCGGGAAUGGUGAAACGAUUGGUGUUCUUUUGCUAUGAUUUCACGUAUGGUGUGAGCUUCGCCAAUUGCAUGGCGAAAAUUGCGCCAAGGGUAUACGAGAUAAACAUCGGUAUUGCGAAGCGAAAAACCGCGCCGCUGGUUCCUGACAAUGAGGCCGAUUACGUGCUGGAAUUUUUGCAGAAUUAUAUCAAAAAUGGCGGGUGGGAGACGAUAAGAGUAAUUCGCCUAUACUGCUUCAUCAAACUCGAUCGCCAAUUGGGAAAAGUGCUGAAAUCGUGCAUUCGCCUCAAACACAUCACUUUCUCAUUUAUCAAUGAAAUCGCUCUAAUGGAGGUGCCGCACGUGACGUCAGUGCUUCUCGACGGCUGCGAUGCCGCAUGCACAUUGUAUGAUUUCGAGUUCGCCGAGAAAGUGCCGAGAAUGUUCCCAGCGGCUACCGUAUUCGGCUAUUUGCGAUGUGCUCUCGAAGUUGCCAUAAAAGGAUUACUCCAAUUUUCGUUUCAAAAAGUCAACGACAAUCGAAAUUCCAUAGAUUUCUAUCAGCCCGGAAGUGAUUUUCGUCGCUUUUUACUAGAAGCCACAAAAAACUUCGAGGUCGUCAACGAUGACAACGAGCUGGAAGGCGAAAUCGAGCUAAUUGGUCAUAAUGGCGGCCCAUUGGUGACGGUGCACAAUCGCGACAAGACCUAUUUCAUCGAUUGA
Caenorhabditis bovis is the source of this 1059-nucleotide messenger RNA. NCBI's taxonomy places the organism in Eukaryota, Metazoa, Nematoda, Chromadorea, Rhabditida, Rhabditidae. The record is from the annotation of a GenBank genome assembly.